Messenger RNA from Arabidopsis lyrata subsp. lyrata, 1549 nucleotides. RefSeq lists its product as uncharacterized. The transcript has 3 exons. Lineage: Eukaryota; Viridiplantae; Streptophyta; Magnoliopsida; Brassicales; Brassicaceae. The annotation marks the transcript as partial. The record is from RefSeq and is a predicted model, not a curated record.
UCGGAUCAUCAAAGAAGACAUGUGAGAGAGAUCACCGGAGAUAUCCCGAUGAGAUCUUGCGAUCGGUUGCAGGAAGCGUUGUUGCAGUGCCACCGUCGGAUGCCUGAGGGACCGGCAAGGAGAUCCGGUUGCAGACAUUUGAACAAGGCGUUUGCGGAGUGCGUGGUGGCUGAGGCUUGUCCGGAGGAAUCAGAGGCGGUGAGGUCUCUUUGCUCUAGCGGCGGAACAAGCCUUAAGCGUAAACAGUGCGAAGACGCUCAGCUUUCACUUUCUCUCUGUCUUUCUCGUCAUCAGAGAGAAUUUGAGCAGCGUUAGAUAAGAAGAGCCAUUAUAGUUGUUUUGUUGUUGUUGUCGGUGAAAGCUUUUUGGAUCUUGUGAGCUACGUAAUUGGUAAAUUAGGGUUUAGUUACUUUCUAUAAGCUGCUCUGAACUGAAGCAGGAGCCAUUGUGGUGGAAUCAUUUCCUUUUGUUAGUUAAUUUCAAGUUUUGUCAGCUGUUCUUGGAUUCAGAAAUGAGGCUGUUUCUGUUUUGUGUAAGAUGUUAGAUUCAAUCAGGUUUCGAGUGUGAUCAAUCAACAACCUCAGGUCUAUUGGUUACUACUGCAACACAUUUUCCCUGACGUUUUGGUGGUUUGUCUCAGCUUCAGCAUCUUGACUUGUUGUUCAAUCAUCUGACUGGAACUCCAUCUCGGUUCUUGUUCUCUUUGCCAAACAUUAGUUACUUAGACUUGGCAUCUAACAAGCUCAGUGGGAAGCUACCGCUUUAUCUGACCUGUGGAGUUAAACUUGGACUUGUCGAAUAACAGAUUAAUUGGGAUCCCUCCCCGUUGCUUGGCAGGAGCUUCCGGCGAGCGAGUUGUUAAACUCGGUGGAAUUGCUUGUCCAUAAUUGGCAGUCAUGAUCAGCAUCAAGAAUUCUUAUGCGAAGAGGCUGAAACUGAGGGAAAACAGUUCCAAGGAAGAAAGAUUGGGAUUUUGUUCAUUCAACAAUCAUCUGAAGACGAACAACAUUUUGCUUGACGAACACAAGAUUGCAAAGCUCAGUGACUAUGGAGUCUCUGCCAUCAUUGAAGAGAACAAAAAGCUCGAGGAAAAUGGCUAAAAGAGAGGACGAUGUGUACAACUUUGGAUUCAUACUUCUGGAAUCUCUGAUAGGACCAGUGCCUACUACAAAAGGAGAGGCCUAUCUUCUCAACGAAAUGACGUCAUUUGGGAGCCAAGACGGUCGGCAGAAAACAGUAAGUCCAACGGUCCUGACAACAAGCUCGCAGGAGUCUUUAUCGAUUGCCAUCUCAAUCGCCAAUAAAUGUGUUUUGCUUGAACCUUCUGCAAGACCUUCCUUUGAAGAUGUUCUCUGGAACUUACAAUAUGCAACUCAAAUGCAGUCUGCCGCAGACGCUGAACGCAAAUCUGAUACGUCGUCGUGAAUCCAAAGGCUAACCUGAUGAUUGAUAGUUUUUUCGGUUUUAUAAAUGUUAAGUUUGGUUUUUCAGUAGAAAAAUGUAAUACUCUAGCGGCUAAAAAAUAUUGUUUCUUGUCUCUCUUGAAACU